Salvia splendens (bonfire salvia) is the source of this 2366-nucleotide messenger RNA. RefSeq names its product probable boron transporter 6. Bases 105 to 2165 code for a protein of 686 amino acids. NCBI's taxonomy places the organism in Eukaryota, Viridiplantae, Streptophyta, Magnoliopsida, Lamiales, Lamiaceae. Gene Ontology annotation, cellular component: plasma membrane. Gene Ontology annotation, molecular function: solute:inorganic anion antiporter activity. The transcript has 14 exons. Gene Ontology annotation, biological process: transmembrane transport; monoatomic ion homeostasis; monoatomic anion transport. The record is from RefSeq and is a predicted model, not a curated record.
UUGAAUCAAUGCAUGCAAUCUCCACUUUCUCUUUCUCUUUCUCUGUAAUCUGAAUCUUUCUCUCUAAAUACAAACUUUCGUGCAUCAGCAUCACUGCAUUUCCCAUGCAUCAGAAGGAGGAGUCUUGUGAAAUGGAUGGCCUAAAAACUCCUUUCAAAGGAGUGACUGAUGAUUUGAAAGGAAGGCUUAAAUGCUACAAAAAGGAUUGGCUCGAUUCAUUUAGUGCCGGUCCAAGGAUUUUGGCUCCAGCAGCAUACAUUUUCUUUGCCUCUGCUAUCCCCGUGGUCGCCUUUGGGGAGCAGUUGAGUCGAGAAACAGACGGGAGCUUGAGCACUGAUGAGACGCUUAUGUCUACUGCCAUCUGUGGUGUCAUCCACUCGAUUUUUGGGGGGCAGCCAUUGCUAAUUGUAGGCGUUGCAGAGCCUACCAUUAUAAUGUACUCGUAUCUGUAUAGUUUUGCCAAGAGCAACAUAGGAAAAGAUCUGUAUUUAGCCUGGGCCGCGUGGGUGUGUGUGUGGACUGCAUUGAUUCUUUUCCUUCUCGCUAUAUUCAAUGCUUGCACGAUCAUUACUCGUUUCACGAGAGUGGCAGGGGAGCUCUUUGGCAUGCUGAUAUCCGUGCUUUUCUUGCAAGAAGCCAUCAAGGGUGUUGUGAGCGAGUUUCACGCCCCACAAGGCGAAAAUGGCGAAGAAGAACAAAACCAGUUCGAAUGGCUUUACAUCAAUGGAUUACUCGCAGUUGUGUUCAUGUUUGGUGUGCUAAUCACUUGCCUGAAGUCAAGAAAGGCUAGGUCGUGGCGCUAUGGCACAGCCAUGAUGAGGAGUUUCAUCGCAGACUAUGGUGUUCCAUUGAUGGUUGUGAUGUGGACUGCCUUAUCGUACAGUACACCGAGCAGACUCCCCUCUGAAGUUCCGAGGAGGCUGAUCGGUUCGGCUCCUUGGAAGAAACAGUCGUUGCACCAUUGGUCCGUGAUCAAGGACAUGGGGAAGAUAUCAGUGGGCAAUGUGUUUGCUGCCUUGAUACCAGCAGUGAUGAUUGCGGGAUUGUACUUCUUCGACCACAGUGUCGCCUCACAAAUGGCUCAGCCGAAGGAAUUCAAUGUGCAGAAUCCUCCGGCUUAUCAUUAUGACAUCUUGUUGCUUGGCUUCAUGACUUUGCUUUGUGGGUUGAUCGGGAUUCCUCCUUCGAAUGGGGUGCUUCCACAAUCUCCUAUGCACACGAGGAGUCUUGCAGUCCUCAAAAAGCAGGAGAUGCAGAAGAAAAUGAUGAAGCGCGCAAAGGAAGGGAUGAGCCAAAACGCGAGCCAGUUGGAUAUAUACGGAAGAAUGCAUGCUGUGUUCGUUGAAAUAGACAAGACACCUCCUCACGCUGCACAUAAAGAUUUGGCAAAUUUGAAAGAAGCUGUGUUGAAACACGAUGGUCAAGAUCGUGAUCAAAAAUUUGAUCCCGAGAAGUGUCUUGAUCUCCACUUGCCAAUCCGAGUGAACGAGCAGAGGAUGAGCAACUUGCUGCAGUCCGUGCUUGUCGGGAUCGCCCUGUGCGCCAUGCCCGUGAUAAAGAUGAUACCAACCUCUGUCUUGUGGGGGUACUUCGCCUACAUGGCCAUCGAGAGCCUUCCCGGUAACCAGUUCUGGGAGAGGCUGCUGCUGCUGUUCGUCCCUCCACGUCGUCGUUUCAAGGUCAUUGAGGAGUUCCACGCCUCGUUCGUCGAGUCUGUUCCUUUUAGAUACAUCGUGAUGUUCACUCUCUUCCAAUUAGCGUACCUUCUCUUCUGCUUUGGGAUCACGUGGAUACCUAUUGCCGGGAUACUAUUCCCCUUGCCGUUUUUCCUUCUGAUAAGCAUAAGGGAGCAUGUCCUGCCGAAGAUGUUCCCGCCUUACUAUCUGCAGCAGCUGGAUGCAGCUGAGUACGAGGAAGUCGUGGGGCAUCCGUUCCCUUCCAAGAGGGGGCAGCAGCACGAGGAUGAAGGAGGAUUCACUGAUACUGAAGAUGAAGGAUUGUCCCCUGAUGUAACCGAUGCGGAGAUUUUAGACAACAUGAUAACUCAUAGGGGGGAGAUCAGGCACCGGUCGAUGAGCUUCAGCGACAGGCACCAGUCGUUGAGCUUCAGCAACAGGCACCAGUCGAUGAGCUUCAGUGACAGGCACCGCGAGGUUGGAGGAUAGUCUCCUAGACGGGGCAACGAGAUGAUGAUGGACGAAGAGUCGAGAAUUCCUCUGGACUCGGAUUAGCUCUGCAGGAAGCUGCAUUGCUGCUUCAAGCAGAGGAAAUAAAGAAAGAAAAAAAAAUGAAGAAGAACGUCAGCUUCUUUUGUUCAUGUAUGGUCAUGAUUUUUGUAUGAGUAGUUUAUUUGAUCCAUUUUUUGA